UUUUUGACGUUUCACAUUCACACGUAAACAAAAACAUUAGGGUAAAUUAUUUAUUUGUAUGGUUUUAUUGUGGUAUGUAAUUAAGGAUGUAAAAAUCGUAUAUUAUUAAAAAGGCAGCAAAUUUUAAUAACAGAAUCUCAACGAUGAAUACCUCAACCGAUGAUGACGACUAUUGGAACACGAGUUUCACAAAAACGCAAGCUUUAAUAUUUGAUGAUGAUGUUCUUUCUACGCAAGAAAUUCUAGCUAUAGGCCAACAAUCUUCACCGGGGAAGGCAGAAGACAGUAUAUUUAGUAGCGUACUAUCGAACACAAAACCUUCUUUGUUGCCUCUAUCAAGCCUGGUUUCUCCUCAAAUUUUGGAAUUAAUUCUUCAAGCCCAGUCCGGUAAGACGUCUAGCAAGGAACUGAAGACAGACCCUGAGACAGUUGCUGUGACCCUAAAGCGAUUGGUCCUUGGACGGACAUACUCUAUGCAUGUGCAUAGGAGUCUGAAGAGCAAGAAGGAACUACUCGAUGGAGCUAUUGCUAUCGGAGAUGGCAAUGCUAUACUUACGGUGGUCCUGUUUCUAAUACAAACACUGAAUAAGAAGCUGGUCUGUGAACUCUUGACUUCGAGGCCUCUAGCUCUCAACCACUACAUCAGUUUCCUACGUAAUGAGGGCAAGAUCACUGAACUUACUGACCUUCUCACAAUGCUUGGAAGGAGUCAUGAAGCUUCAAUAUACCAAUUCUACCACCACAUAAAGACGCAGGGCAACAACGUGGAUGGUAUGCUGCGAAAGCUCGCCAACUUGCUCGCCAACCACUUCACACAACCCGGGGUCGAUGUCCAUCAAUCCAAGAUGGUGGCAGAUUACGUCAAGCUAUUAGAAUGGCAGAAACACGUGAAUAAACCAGACCUGAUGAACUUGUCUCCUCUCGAUUGCCUAUCGUACUGCUGCACACAUCACUGGCAUGAGACUUCCGGCAAUAUGAUGUCACCCAUGACUGUGUGUCAAAGACAACAGAUCCCACCGCGUCAGUACGAUUGGGUGGUCCUCAACGUGCAAGGUAGACUGAAGAAGUGGGACGUAGUGGAGUCACUGUUUACUAAAAAGGAUUGGUUCGGACGCACGACAGUGUCGUCGCACAUACCUAUGGAGACACUGCUGGCCAGACUGAGUCAACUUCAAGCCAGUAGCAAACUGCUGGCCACAUGUGUUGGGGGCGCCAGCUCUGAAAACAGCUUGAAGUAUUCCCUUAUGUACAAGAUCCAUAAUGUGGUGAUAGAGACGUACGCGAAGAACAAGGACAGAAUAUCGCUGACCAAUUACAAGAUGACGCUCAGUCCGCAGUCAGAGGAGUACAUUCUAGCUGAAAACACUUUGAGAGAUAACUCAAUAAAAUGGAAGAAUUGAGAAGUACCCCCAGUUUUUGAAGUACUCAAAAAAACGGAUUACUAUGUAAUUUUUAUACGUAUUUAAUAUUAAUCCUAUUAAUAUUAUAAAUGCGAAAGUUCGUAAGGAUGUAUGUAUAUGUUACUGUUUCAUGAAAAAUCUACUGGACGGAUUGUUAUGAAAUUUGGUACACGGGUAGAAUAGAAUAUAACCGGGCAUAACACAUUGGCUACUUUUUAUCCCAAAAUUCCAACGGGAGCGAAACCCUGGGGCGCAGCUAGUUCCUCAUAAAUAGGUACUAUACAUUUUUAUUGACGUCUGUAUAAGUGAAUACUGUGUAAUGUUCGUAAGAAUUAAAAUAUUUUGUAUGAAAUAUUUUAUAAAUAAUUUGUGAUAUUAUUAAAUGUAUUCUCAAUGUUACAAAUAUAUUUAUUCAUAUCUA
Plodia interpunctella (Indianmeal moth) is the source of this 1821-nucleotide messenger RNA. RefSeq names its product Vacuolar protein sorting 16B (gene Vps16B). The transcript is spliced from 11 exons. The record is from RefSeq and is a predicted model, not a curated record. NCBI's taxonomy places the organism in Eukaryota, Metazoa, Arthropoda, Insecta, Lepidoptera, Pyralidae. Gene Ontology annotation, biological process: intracellular protein transport; vacuolar transport. The coding region runs from base 144 to 1400 and encodes 418 amino acids. Gene Ontology annotation, cellular component: cytoplasm.